GGCCGGCGCGCGGGCGCAGGCAGGGACUAGGCGCGGGCGCCCUCCCGGCCGGCGGCGGCAGCCGGUGCAGACCCCUCCGAGGACCCUGCGGCGGCUGGUCAGCUGUUCUCUCUAGGUCCUGCUAAAGGGUCAUCUUCCAGAGUCCCCACAUCCUCACUCAGGAGAACGGGCGCUGCCACCCUGUGCUAAGGCCUGUCUCACUGCACCCGGAACCAUGAGCGAAGCCCGGAGAGACAGUACUAGCAGUCUGCAACGCAAGAAACCCCCGUGGCUCAAGUUGGACAUCCCAGCGGUGGUGCCCCCAGCAGCAGAAGAGCCCAGCUUCCUGCAGCCCCUGCGGCGACAGGCUUUCCUGCGGAGUGUGAGUAUGCCGGCUGAGACAGCCCGUGUCCCGUCGCCCCACCAUGAGCCUCGGCGGCUGGCGCUGCAGCGUCAGACAUCCAUCACGCAGACCAUCCGCAGGGGGACAGCUGACUGGUUUGGAGUGAGCAAGGACAGUGACAGCACCCAGAAGUGGCAGCGUAAGAGCAUUCGUCACUGCAGCCAGCGAUAUGGGAAGCUAAAGCCACAGGUCAUCCGGGAGCUGGACCUGCCCAGCCAGGACAAUGUGUCGCUGACCAGCACCGAGACGCCGCCACCACUCUAUGUGGGGCCAUGCCAGCUGGGAAUGCAGAAGAUCAUAGACCCUCUGGCCCGAGGCCGGGCCUUCCGCAUGGCCGAUGACACCGCCGAUGGCCUGAGUGCCCCCCACACUCCCGUCACACCAGGUGCUGCCUCCCUCUGCUCCUUCUCCAGCUCCCGCUCAGGUUUCAACCGGCUCCCUCGGCGUCGCAAACGUGAAUCCGUGGCCAAGAUGAGCUUCCGGGCCGCUGCAGCGCUGGUGAAGGGUCGGUCUAUUAGGGAUGGCACUUUACGAAGGGGACAGCGUCGGAGCUUUACUCCUGCCAGCUUCCUGGAGGAAGACAUGGUGGACUUCCCUGAUGAGCUGGAUACAUCUUUCUUUGCCCGGGAAGGUGUCCUCCAUGAGGAGCUGUCCACGUACCCAGAUGAGGUGUUUGAGUCCCCAUCAGAAGCAGCGCUCAAGGACUGGGAGAAAGCCCCGGAUCAGGCGGACCUCACGGGUGGGGCCCUGGACCGCAGCGAGCUCGAGCGAAGCCACUUGAUGUUACCCCUGGAACGAGGCUGGAGGAAGCAGAAGGAAGGCGGCACGCUCGCCCCGCAGCCCAAGGUGCGGCUUCGCCAGGAGGUGGUCAGUGCGGCUGGCCCCAGGAGGGGUCAGCGUAUCGCUGUGCCAGUGCGCAAGCUCUUCGCCCGGGAAAAACGGCCGUAUGGUCUGGGGAUGGUGGGACGGCUCACCAACCGCACGUACCGGAAACGGAUUGACAGCUAUGUCAAGCGGCAGAUCGAAGACAUGGAUGAUCACAGGCCCUUCUUCACUUACUGGCUCACCUUCGUGCACUCCCUGGUCACCAUUCUGGCUGUGUGCAUCUACGGCAUCGCGCCUGUGGGCUUCUCGCAGCACGAGACGGUGGACUCGGUACUUCGGAAGCGGGGUGUCUAUGAGAAUGUCAAAUACGUCCAGCAGGAGAACUUCUGGAUUGGCCCCAGCUCGGAGGCCCUCAUUCACCUGGGUGCCAAGUUCUCCCCCUGCAUGCGCCAGGACCCACAGGUGCACAACUUUAUCCUUGCCGCCCGGGAGCGUGAAAAGCACUCAGCCUGCUGUGUGCGCAAUGACCGGUCUGGCUGUGUGCAGACGUCGAAGGAGGAGUGCUCGUCUACGUUGGCAGUGUGGGUGAAGUGGCCAGUUCAUCCUAGUGCUCCCGACCUGGCAGGCAACAAGAGGCAGUUUGGUUCUGUCUGCCACCAGGACCCCAGGGUGUGUGACGAGCCUUCCUCUGAGGAUCCCCACGAGUGGCCAGAAGAUAUCACCAAGUGGCCGAUCUGCACCAAAAACAGCGCGGGGAACCACACUAACCACCCUCACAUGGACUGUGUCAUAACGGGCAGGCCCUGCUGCAUCGGCACCAAGGGCAGGUGUGAGAUCACCUCCCGGGAGUACUGUGACUUCAUGAGGGGCUACUUCCAUGAGGAGGCCACACUCUGCUCUCAGGUGCACUGCAUGGACGAUGUCUGUGGCCUCCUGCCUUUCCUCAAUCCCGAGGUGCCUGACCAGUUCUACCGCCUGUGGCUGUCCCUCUUCCUGCACGCUGGGAUCCUGCACUGUUUGGUGUCCGUCUGCUUCCAGAUGACAGUCUUGCGGGACCUGGAGAAGCUGGCAGGCUGGCACCGCAUAGCCAUCAUCUACCUGCUGAGCGGUGUCACGGGCAAUCUAGCCAGCGCCAUCUUUCUGCCGUACCGGGCAGAGGUAGGUCCGGCCGGCUCCCAGUUUGGUAUCCUGGCCUGCCUCUUUGUGGAGCUGUUCCAGAGCUGGCAGAUCCUGGCCCGACCCUGGCGUGCCUUCUUCAAGCUCCUGGCCGUGGUGCUCUUCCUCUUUGCCUUUGGGCUGCUGCCCUGGAUCGACAACUUCGCCCACAUCUCAGGUUUCGUCAGCGGCCUCUUCCUUUCCUUUGCCUUCCUGCCUUACAUCAGCUUUGGCAAGUUCGACCUGUACCGCAAGCGUUGCCAGAUCAUCAUCUUCCAGGCUGUCUUCCUGGGCCUGCUGGCCGGCCUGGUGGUCCUCUUCUAUUUCUACCCAGUGCGCUGUGAAUGGUGCGAGUUCCUCACCUGCAUCCCCUUCACAGACAAGUUCUGUGAGAAGUACGAGCUGGAUGCUCAGCUCCACUGAACCAGCGGUGGCACCCCAGGCCGCCCCGGCCUCCCGCGGCCGAACAGACGGGUGCUUCCUGAACACUGACCUCUCGUGCCUCGAGCUCCCGUUGAACCCUCACACUGCUGGACAUUAUCAUCCGAGUCCCCAUGAUAACCUUCUAACUACUCCCCCCCCCCUUGACAACCACCUCAGGUGGUCAAUAAAUGGACUGGGAGCGUUUUAGCUGCCACUAACGUGA
This is a messenger RNA of Rattus rattus (black rat), 3008 nucleotides long. It is a transcript of the gene Rhbdf1, whose product is annotated as rhomboid 5 homolog 1. The transcript has 19 exons. Bases 215 to 2785 code for a protein of 856 amino acids. The record is from RefSeq and is a predicted model, not a curated record. Gene Ontology annotation, biological process: regulation of epidermal growth factor receptor signaling pathway; regulation of protein secretion. NCBI's taxonomy places the organism in Eukaryota, Metazoa, Chordata, Mammalia, Rodentia, Muridae. Gene Ontology annotation, molecular function: serine-type endopeptidase activity. Gene Ontology annotation, cellular component: endoplasmic reticulum membrane.